Prunus dulcis (almond) is the source of this 1009-nucleotide messenger RNA. Its product is annotated as trafficking protein particle complex subunit 3. Gene Ontology annotation, cellular component: cis-Golgi network membrane; cytosol; TRAPP complex. The coding region runs from base 169 to 729 and encodes 186 amino acids. The transcript has 5 exons. NCBI's taxonomy places the organism in Eukaryota, Viridiplantae, Streptophyta, Magnoliopsida, Rosales, Rosaceae. The record is from RefSeq and is a predicted model, not a curated record. Gene Ontology annotation, biological process: endoplasmic reticulum to Golgi vesicle-mediated transport; intra-Golgi vesicle-mediated transport.
UUUUACUUUUAUUCUCCCAAAAGGGUCGAUUCGACAUUUUGGUUGCAAAAGUCGAAGGCCUAGCUCCGACCUCUGAAAACUCGAUCGCAACUAAAAAUUGGGUUGAUAAUCCAUUUUGUGUGAUUUACACAGAAACCUCUGAAGUUGUCACUCUCAGCUCAGAUCGCCAUGCCUCCUGUUGGCCCUCGAUCCGGUGACGCAAUCUUCGCUAACGUUGAACGCGUGAAUGCGGAGCUGUUUACGUUGACGUAUGGUGCAAUCGUGCGCCAGCUGCUCACGGACCUUGAGGAGGUUGAAGAGGUUAACAAGCAGCUCGACCAAAUGGGCUAUAAUAUUGGAAUUCGAUUAAUCGAUGAGUUUCUCGCAAAAUCUAAUGUAUCUAGAUGUGUUGACUUCAAAGAAACCGCUGAAGUGAUUGCAAAGAUUGGUUUCAAAAUGUUCUUGGGGGUCACUGCAUCUGUUACGAAUUGGGAUGCUGAUGGAACAUGUUGCAGCAUUGUUCUGGAGGACAAUCCUCUGGUAGACUUUGUUGAGCUUCCAGAUACUUGUCAGGGUCUGUACUAUUGCAACAUCUUGAGUGGAGUUGUAAGAGGUGCCUUAGAAAUGGUAUCCAUGAAGACUGAAAUCAGUUGGAUCCGUGAUAUGCUUCGAGGUGAUGAUGCAUUUGAAUUGCAAGUUAAACUACUCAAGCAAGUUCCAGAAGAGUACCCAUACAAAGAUGAUGAGUAAAAUGCUGGCGCUACGUAACAUGAUAUGUACACAGUUGUGGUUUUUGGUUGCACCUUUCCUUGAAAUCAAAUGCUAGCAGCUUGUUUUCUCAGUAGUACACAUUCGCAGGGCACAUUGAAUGGAUAACUGUAUUUUCAUUUACUCGCCAUUUUAUUUUUACGGUGCUAUGAACAUAGGCUAGCAUGGCAAACCACUGAAUGCUGCAUGUUUUGUUCCUGUUUGGUUGUAAGAAGAGUCAUCGAAUGAAUCUAUAGACUACUAGAGUUAUUCUACCGACCAA